ACACCUCACACAAUGCAUUCAUUACGAAAAAGCGGCCAGUUGGCAUUCGAGACCCCGCGCUAUGCUUACUUACUUGGCAAUGGCUCAAGACGCGCUUUUUCUCUCUCCUCUCCGCGCUUCCGAGGCGCUCUACCUGUAUUUAGAGAACCUUCGUCGCCGAAUCUAUCCCAAUUACUCGCAAACUUCAACUCAAAGGUUCUCCUCCCGGCGCACUUGACCAAGCAGCAACAAAAGCUAGUCUACUCGCAAGAAUCGCGUGCCAAACUUGAAGCUGAGCCUGUCGAGAUCACGCUCGGUGAUGUCACCCUCCCACUCGAGCACCUCGACCGCAACAAACUGCCUGACCGCACCAGAACGUAUAGAACUAUCAUAAAGGAGUCUAAGACACCUGAAGACUGGGAAAAUGUCUUGAGAUGUUUGGAGGGCCUCAAGGAAGCGAGUCUCAAGAUAACAAUGCAUACAAAAGAGCACGUUGCCAGGGUGCUGAACCAGGCAGGCAUGUAUCGGAUUUUGCUGAAAGGGUUGCAAAGAGUCAAGCAAACCGAUCUCAGUAUGAAGUAUUGGCUUGUGACCCGCCAGGUGCUUAGGGGUUUGCAUGACAGGGCUGCCAGUACUGGCUGGGAUGAACAGGAGACGGCCCAGGCUUUUAAAAUGGCGACCCAGGUCAUAGAUCUCAUGAACAUGGAUCAACAUUGUGGCCUCGUAGAAGAGGAAUACGAUCAUAGAGGAAGGCCAGAAGUCAUUGCGGUGCCGACAGAAUUAGCUGCUGUCAUGGCUGAACGUCACGGUGGCGACAUAGAGGAGGUCAAGAAAUUAUGUAAACGACUGGUGGCUGCGUUGGAACAGACGAACUACAUGGAAACUCUCGACAAAAUCUCCAAGCUCCCACAACAAGAACCGGCCGAGAAGAAAAGCCAGCAAUCCGCCUUUGUAGGUGACUAUGUAUACAAAUUAAUGAGUCAGAUCUGGGUCUGGAACGCGCUCAGUACAUCCCGGAGGGUGCUUGGUGCCGAUAUGCCCAAGGCAGACGUCGCACUUGGCUUUGAGCAAAGGACUGAAGCUGUCUUGAACGAGGGCAUUGACAAUCUGGAUAAGCUUUUGACUUACAACGGGGAAAGACUGGAGUUCAAGUUAGCGGGUUACAUCCAGUCUGCACUGGAGCAGUGCAAGGCACCGGCAUAAAGCUUGGAGAUGACACGGGGGUGGCUUGUAUGUAUGAUGAAGGUGUUUAUGAUAUAUGUAGAUACUAUUGGAACAAAUGGCAGAGGCCCACGCAUGCCCACGAGCAGA
Molecule: messenger RNA, 1290 nt
Organism: Pyrenophora tritici-repentis Pt-1C-BFP
Lineage: Eukaryota; Fungi; Ascomycota; Dothideomycetes; Pleosporales; Pleosporaceae
Source: RefSeq, a predicted model, not a curated record